AUGGCAGUUGUUGAGAAUGGAAGACCUAUAGAGAGUGUCAAAGACAGACCCAAUGGGCACGCUGUAGGACCGCCUGCACGACAACCUGGUCGCCAACGCUCUCGCCGGAGCUGGACCUCUUGGUUAUUUAACACCUCGGCAAGGCUUGCCAUAUGGUACUGCCUCCUCACUAUCCUCUUCAGCUGUCCCUCUUCGCGGACUGCCCUCACCGAUACCUCUCCGCGAAUAUGUGAAACGUACCUUUCAGCGAAGGAAUACAUCCAACCUCAUCUGCAACCAUAUUACGAUGAAUAUGCAGCUCCUUACGUUGCUAAAGCUGAGCCAUAUGCACACCUAGUGAAAAGCCGAGUGGUGCGACCUGCGACCAAAAUCGCUGUCGUCAAUUAUGAGAAAUAUGCUGCUCCGCAGAUCGACGCCGCAAAGGCAUACUCUCAAGCGCAAUGGGAAAAGGCCGUCAUGCCUCAAAUUAACCUGGCACGGGGAAAUGCUGCCAGGUUCUACGAGAAGAAUAUAGGGCCCCAUGUCGACCAAGUCAUCGCAAAGACUGCGCCCUACUACGCCCCAGCACGAGAUCAAGUCUAUCGAGUCUACCAACAGCAUCUUCUUCCAGCAGUGGAAUACUCCCUGCCACAUAUAAAUAAAGCAUACAGUCUCAGUCAAGAUUUCGCAUUGAACACUGCAUAUCCUCUUCUGCGACAUGCAUGGUCGGAUCUCGUCAUCUUCAUGGACGGCACGUUCUGGCCCUUUGUAAAGGGUCUUUACAUCGAUAAUGUUCGGCCUCAGCUGGUCAUGAUCAAUGAGAGGAUUGCCAAGUAUCGGGAGAGUCGCCAGUUGAAAGCCGCCAUGGACGAGGUAGAUAACACCCGGUCAACCUACGUCGCCUCCGCCACUCCAAGCGCGACUACGGACACAAUGGAUGAUGUGUAUGCUCUGUUUGAUUCCGAAGACGAAACAGAAUCCUCUACUACGACUCCAUCUCAAGAAGCUGAGCCGACUCCUGUUGAACGUGUGAAGCGGCCAGUUGAAUAUCCUAUUGCUACAGAGGAGCAAAUUGCUGAAGACCUUCGAACAUGGCAAAAGAAAUUUGCUGUUGCGGCUGACAAGGGCAGCGAUGAUCUACGAGAACGAGUUGAGUCCAUCGUCGACAGUCUUGUCAAAAGUGACAUUGACGGAGUUGGUCGAGGAUUGGCGAACGCUUUGCAGAAGACCGUAGAAAACGAGUUGGAGAAUGUCAAAGCGAAGAUCAAGUCAACCGUUGCGUCGCUCCCUGACGAUGCGAGUGCAGAGGCUGUGAAAAAGGCAGCAGAAGACAUUCUCGGAUCAAUCAGAUCCUCGGGCGCUGAGAUCAAGGGACGCGCCCAAAAUGUCCGAAACUGGUCUCAGGGCUUUGAACAAGGCUUGAUCCAAAGACUCGAGGCUGCCUCCGCCUCUACAUUGGAAGUCUUAGAUGGUAUCAAAGACAUCGGGCUCCAAGAGGUUGGAAUGCGCUGGUCAUGGAUGGAAGGAGUUACCUACAAACAUUGGCAGAAGUUUCACGAGCUCCGAAAGACGCUCGACGAAUGGAAAAUUGAGGUCCAAGACGUGGCCAUGAAGAGUCCAGAAGCGGAAGCAGCAAUUGACACGGCUCGACAAAUCCUGGAAGAAUGCAUGGCAAUGACCGAAGACGCUGCGAAAGAACUGGUCAGACUCAAAAGUGUUGCUCAAUGGAAACUGAAAGCCCGCGAUUCCUCGGACGAUUUCGAAACUCGAACGAUGCCGGCAGAGGCGGUUUCAGCAGCGUCCAGUCUGGUCUCGGAGCUUCGAGGCGCACCCUCGGAAGCUGUGGAAGCGGCCAGCUCUGUUUUAUCACAGGGAAGCGACGCUGCUACCGUAGCAGUCUCAUCUGCAUCCUCUGCGGCCCUAGGAACCAGUACUGGCACCGUCGAGUCCGCGACGUCGACAGCCAGCGAGUUUGCGGGUGAUGCCAUUUCGUCAGUCUCUUCCAUGCUGGAAUCUUCUAUUGCGGAGCCUGUUGAAUCACUCGUGUCUGAUGCCAGUGCCGCCGCCGGAGAGGCGUACGAAUCUGCAACCGGGACUGUUGUUGAAGACACUCCUGUGACGGUUGAAUCCCUGCUCUCUGAGGCAGAGGAGACUGUUUCGGACUUCACGGAAGAUGUGAUAGAGUCGGCGGGCUCAGGGACAUCGUCAUUCGAGUCCAUUGCUUCAUCAACAACAAAUGAACUCCCUUCAGUAAGCGCGGCUGCGGAUUCAGCAGCCACAAGAGUAUCGAAAGUCUUUGGAGGUGCAAUGGCUUCGGAGGUGAAGGGCUCGAUACCUAUUCUGGAUGACGUUUUUGACAACAGCGAGGAGUCGACUUUCUCCGAGAACAUUCAAAGCGUGAUCAACGAAGCUGGUGAUCGCUAUGCAGAGGUUAGCCGCGCAGUAUCUGAAGCCAUGUUCGGAACAUCUCAAGGCAAGGUGGAGAGUAUCACAUCUGUCGCGAGUGAGCAGUAUUCCAGCGCUCUAGCAGCGGCCUCCAACGUCUUGUACGGCACGCCUACUGGCACAGCUGAAAGCCUUGCAAGCGCCGCAUCUGAACAAUAUGAGCAAGCCGUGGCGGCUGCGAGUUCAAUCAUUUUUGGAAUGCCAACCCCUGUCACCGAGUCGUUGCUUCUGCAAGCCAGCUCCCUCUACAACGAGGCCGUCAGCAGAGCCGAGGAUAACUACAACGCCGCAAAAUCGAUCGCUUCUCAGCAGAUCUCUGGAACUCCGAAACCUGUUCAUGAGCAAAUGUUUUCCUCAAUCGAGUCGGCUUAUUCGGGUGCCGUGGCUGCUGCAAGCAGUAGACUUGAAUCAGCCCGCAGGUCAGCAUCCAGUGCACUUCCGAAGACCGACCCUCUUGAGUCCGUCUCGUCUAUAGCAUCGUCAAUUUUGCAAGACUCUUUGGCUGCAGCUUCGGCUCAAUACUCGAAGGCUAAGGUUGCUGUCGGAGCUACACCUACCCCUGCCCAUGCGAGAUAUCUCCAAGAGGCGAGAAAGAACUACUAUGCUGCCGUCGGGCUGGCGCACGAGCAGUAUGAUGACUUUGUUGCGGCAGCUUCGAGUGCGAUCUAUGGGACACCAACACCUGUAUUGAGCAGCGUGUCCAGCGUGGUAUCUGUUGGGAUCUAUGGGACACCGGUGCCUGCGUACCAGAGUCUCCUUGACGCAGCCGCAUCCCAAUACUCGGAAGCCUCUUCAGCAGCUGCUUCGAGUCUGGACGCAUUCAAAUCAUCCUCGGGCACAACGGUACAGAGCAUAUGGGAUGAAGCCGUAGCAGCUUACUCAAGUGCCGUUGAUGCCGCCUCGUCCUCGCUGUCAUCUGCUUCGUAUGCUGCGAGCACUGCCGUUUAUGGCACUCCUGCUCCGUUCUACCAGGCUGCUUUGGAGACCGCAUCGUCGCAGUACGUCGUUGCUACCGCCGCCGCCUCUUCCCAAUUGUCACAAAUGCUCGAAUCAGCCUCCUCUGUCCUUGGUAAAGAGGAGACUUCUCCAGCACAGAGCGUCCUUGACUCUAUUUCGUCACAAUAUGACGCCGCCAUUUCUGCCGCCUCGUCCUCUCUCUCCGCAGCAAGCUAUGCGGCGAGCACGGCCAUUUACGGCACUCCUGUCCCUUACUAUCAGAGUGCUUUGAAUGCAGCAUCGUCACAAUAUGCGGUGGCUUCCUCGGCGGCUGCUUCUCAGAUGUCCGCAUUGUUGGACUCGGCAUCAUCGGCAAUGGGCAAAAAGGAGACGGGCCCAGCACAGAGUGUACUCGAUUCUAUCUCUUCACAGUAUGAUGCUGCAAUCGCUGCCGCUUCUUCAUCUCUCUCUGCAGCAAGCUACGCCGCUAGCACAGCCGUAUACGGUGCUCCAACUGGUUCCGUCGAAUCGAUCUCUAGCGUGGCAUCUGAAAACUGGCAAGCCCUGGUCGCGAAGGCGAGCGAACAGAUUUACGGAACUCCCAGGCCCUUCUAUGAAAAUUUCGCCACCCAAGCUGGAGAAUAUUCAGCCCAGGUCACGGACUUUGCGAACGAUCAAUACGUCGUCAUCCAAUCGUACGUCUCGGAGUUGAUAGUGGGCAAAGAACCUGAUUUCACUGAGUCGGUCAUGAGUCGUCUCAGCUCCGCCUACUACACAGGGUACAGUUCGGCGUCUAGUUUGGCAGGCGAGGCGUACAGCUCAGCCUCAUCCAUGGCAUCCUCUGUUUCCUCUGUUGCCUCUUCCUACUUCACCCCUCCUCCAGAAGUCUCGUCUAUUUUGGAUUCAGUAACAGAACAACUGAACGCCGCAGUCGACGCAGCAAGUGCACAGGUGUAUGGCACACCAAAAGGAAGACUCGAACAAGCAACCUCGGUUGUGGCUGAUAGUUACUCAUCAGCCAGCGUGGCAGUUAGUGAAGCCAUCUAUGGUACUCCCGUUGGUUACGCGGAGGCUGCGUCUUCCUCGUUUGCGGAAUUGGCAAAGAGUGCGCAGGAUGCCGUGAGCGUUGCUAUUUAUGGGACGCCUACAGGGACAGUUGAAUCAUUGACCAGUGCGGCAGCCGAUACAUACGCAUCUGCGUCGUCCAUAGUGUCGGAGAAUGCGGCAGCAGCGGUUUCCGCAGUCAGCGACAAUGUCGAGAGUCUCACUGCCAAGGUCUCGCAGGCUAUUUAUGGUCCUGAGCAGAGUUAUAUGGAAAGUAUCAACUCACAGAUCUUUGAAGCUGUCGAGAGUGCGAAUAGCAGGAUUGCUGCUCUAGCAAGAGAAGCAGCUGAGAGCGCGACGGACGCAGCGAGUGCAGUGAGCGAAAGCGUGGAAAGCAUAGCCAGCGUGGUGAGUGAGUCGGCGAGCAGCGCGACCAAGUAUGUGAAGGACGAGUUGUGA
Molecule: messenger RNA, 4863 nt
Organism: Fonsecaea pedrosoi CBS 271.37
Lineage: Eukaryota; Fungi; Ascomycota; Eurotiomycetes; Chaetothyriales; Herpotrichiellaceae
Exons: 2
Coding region: 1-4863 (1620 amino acids)
Biological process (GO): protein transport
Source: RefSeq, a predicted model, not a curated record